CGCAUCAUUGACAUUGCCACCACCUCAGACGUUCAAUCGCAGGCAAUCCAUCGUCCUGCGUCCAGGCGACGAAGCCUCGCUCACCCUUCGAAUACAUCGCCGACGACGACACCCACGAUGCUGAGCACUCCAGCGAGCAAGGCCGCCCUGCGCGCCGGCGCGACGACCUCUCUCCCGAAGGUCGCAGCUCGCACCCUCUCGACCACCACUCCCGCUCAGGCCGUGGCACAGGAUGGCCAACAGAAGCGAGGAAUGGCUACAGUGCAGGAUGCACCGCCGGUGCACCGACACGGCGGCUUGAAGGAUCAAGACCGUAUCUUCACCAACUUGUACGGACACCACGGGGCAGAUCUAAAGAGCGCCAUGAAGUAUGGAGACUGGUACAAGACGAAGGAGAUCUUGCUCAAGGGUCACGACUGGAUCAUAUCAGAGAUUAAGGCUUCUGGCCUGCGCGGGCGAGGAGGUGCAGGCUUUCCAUCGGGCAUGAAGUGGAGCUUCAUGAACCCGAAGGGCUGGGACGAGGACACCAAGCCCCGAUAUCUCGUCGUCAACGCCGAUGAGGGAGAGCCGGGGACGUGCAAGGACCGUGAGAUCAUGCGAAAGGAUCCUCACAAACUCAUUGAGGGAUGUUUGGUCGCUGGCCGUGCCAUGAACUGCACAGCAGCGUACAUUUACAUCCGCGGCGAGUUCUACCACGAAGCUACCGUGUUGCAACGAGCUAUCCAGGAAGCUUACCAAGCUGGUUUCCUCGGCGAGAACGCAUGCGGAUCCGGCUUCAACUUUGACGUAUUUUUGCACCGUGGCAUGGGUGCUUAUGUCUGCGGCGAGGAAACGUCUUUGAUCGAAUCACUCGAGGGCAAGCCGGGAAAGCCACGUCUGAAGCCUCCGUUCCCAGCUGCUGUCGGUCUCUUCGGUUGUCCUUCCACUGUUGCCAACGUCGAAACUGUUGCCGUCGCACCCACGAUUUGCCGACGAGGUGCUAGCUGGUUCAACUCCUUCGGACGCGAGCGAAACUCAGGCACCAAGCUUUUCUGCAUCUCCGGCCACGUCAACAAUCCUUGCACUGUUGAGGAAGAAAUGUCCAUUCCACUUCGGGAGCUGAUCGAUAAGCACUGCGGCGGUGUACGUGGUGGCUGGGAUAACUUGAAGGCCGUCAUCCCUGGUGGUUCAUCGACACCGAUUCUGCCUCGCAAGAUCUGUGACGACCAGCUGAUGGACUUCGACGCACUCAAGGAUUCGCAGUCUGGUCUUGGUACCGCUGCAGUCAUUGUCAUGGACCAGAGCACAGACGUUGUUCGCGCCAUCUCGCGUCUUUCCAAGUUCUACCACCAUGAAUCGUGCGGUCAAUGCACACCUUGCCGUGAGGGCAGCAAAUGGACAGAGCAAAUCAUGCACCGCUUCGAAAAGGGCCAGGCACGAUCACGUGAGAUUGAUAUGAUGCAGGAGCUCACAAAGCAAGUUGAAGGCCACACCAUUUGUGCGCUGGGCGAGGCUUUCGCUUGGCCGAUCCAAGGUCUCAUCCGACAUUUCAGACCCGAGUUGGAGGCGCGGAUAGCAGAUCAUGCUAAGAAGAGUGGUGGCGAGGCCCUUGCUGGCGGCUGGCAGCAUGAUGCAGUGAAGAAGGGCAUGCUCAUUGCACCAGGCCAAUAGAGGAAUUAAGGCGGAAUUGAAGUUGAUCGAAAUUUGUCCUGUGUAUGAACCAGCGCCGAGGAGUUCUGUAUCUGCAUAUGUACAUAUUCCCUUGCGUUAUGUGGCGUGUUAGAAGCAGCAAGACAGAGUACUUUUGAAUGUUCACACU
Molecule: messenger RNA, 1798 nt
Organism: Cercospora beticola
Lineage: Eukaryota; Fungi; Ascomycota; Dothideomycetes; Mycosphaerellales; Mycosphaerellaceae
Gene: NUO51
Product: NADH-quinone oxidoreductase subunit NuoF
Molecular function (GO): FMN binding; 4 iron, 4 sulfur cluster binding; NADH dehydrogenase (ubiquinone) activity
Source: RefSeq, a predicted model, not a curated record